AUGGCUUCCGGUUGCAACCAGAACAGCAGCGCUACACCACGACACUUACAAAUCUUCAAUCCUCCUCUUGAGCCAUGCGGCGAUUUUCACCUGUUUGCACGUUUGCCUGAUGAUAUUCGCUGGCUUGUUUGGCAACAUUCUCUCGGUCACGAACGAAGGAUCGAUAUCAGCCUGAAUCGUCUGGAUUACACAAAUCCCACGCACAGGAUGCGAGAGCUGGCAAAUUCCGAAGACCGUUACCCUGUCUACCAAAUGAAUCAUGUCGUUCCCAUCAGGAGUGCUGUUCAGAGCUUCGACAGACUGCCAUAUGACCCUCGAUUGCUUGGUGAAGAUCUGAAGCAAGUAUUUCUAGGCGAUAUUGAUCCUCAAGCGCCGUUCAAUCGCUGGCUUAAACUACUCUCCACCUCGGGGGUACAACACAAGCACAAGGUCAUCUAUCAGUUUGGCAUUUGUCGUGGGUAUAAAACCGGCUAUUCGCACAAGGAACCUAUCAUAUCUAACCGCCAAUCCGCUGUUGAAUGGGUUCAGCAUGACACUGAUGAAUUCAGAAGGUGGUUUGAGACCUUUCAUCGAUCACCAGAACUCAGAGGUCAAAUAGACCAUGAGAUUACAAGAGUCUUCGAAGAAUCACCACAGCCAGUCGUUGGAUUCUGGUCAUUCCCGAUGGAGAGUGUCUUUGUUCCAGAAGAUCCUAAGAUCCAUGGUACAGAUACUUCACGGGCAGGUUUAACGACAGUUGGCAUGUCACAACACAUGCCGGAGCUGUGCCUGGCGAACAUCUAUUGA
Messenger RNA from Fusarium fujikuroi IMI 58289, 786 nucleotides. RefSeq lists its product as uncharacterized. The transcript has 2 exons. The record is from RefSeq and is a predicted model, not a curated record. NCBI's taxonomy places the organism in Eukaryota, Fungi, Ascomycota, Sordariomycetes, Hypocreales, Nectriaceae. Bases 1 to 786 code for a protein of 261 amino acids.